UACCUUCCAUUACCCUAGGCAAUUGCUGUAGCUUAGGUAUUUAAUGGCAGAGAGGUACAUGCCCAUCUCGCCCAUUACGAUCCAGCCCCAGACUCAAUGCUCAUGAGCAGAUUGACGUUUAUUUAUUGAAAUCAUAAACAAAGGUCUCUCAUCAGAAAAUUCCUUUUGACAGAAGCCACAAGAUGGAAAGCCCGCACGAGCAUCAGCAGAACCUCCUCUUGUCGCGUAUCAUCACCAAUGUUGAGAAACUCAACGAGGCUAUUGUGGUGAUGAAUAAAAGUCUGCAAGACAUCAAUGUCCAGAACAUCAACAUUGGGCUGGUGGCACAGAUGUUCAAGAAUUACCAAUCCAACGUCUUGUUCCAUCUUGAAGCCACGGAUAAUCUAAAGGAACCUUCAUGAACAAUGGUCGGUUAUUGUAGGGACGAAAUGCAAAGCUCUUAGCCACUCGACUUGAUGAUUCUGGGAGUAUGCCUAGGGGCUCGCAGCUUCUGCAGAGGAAUAGCGACCACUUGCUAUGCAGUCGAGUAACCCGGUAGAUGGAUGCUAGGGAUGCGAGAGUGCAUAGGUAGGCAGUAUUACGAAUGAAUAAAUGACCUUAACCAACCACGUAUAUUUGGGUAUUGUACUUGGAUGUUCAGAGUUGGCCCGGGAUCUGGUAACAAAUGUGACUCUUAGGUAUAAUCUGUGACCAAGUUAUAGUAGGUAGGGAGUGUGGUU
Molecule: messenger RNA, 719 nt
Organism: Xylaria bambusicola
Lineage: Eukaryota; Fungi; Ascomycota; Sordariomycetes; Xylariales; Xylariaceae
Product: DASH complex subunit Dad4
Exons: 5
Coding region: 183-401 (72 amino acids)
Biological process (GO): attachment of spindle microtubules to kinetochore
Cellular component (GO): DASH complex; mitotic spindle
Source: RefSeq, a predicted model, not a curated record